Molecule: messenger RNA, 3816 nt
Organism: Plasmodium gaboni
Lineage: Eukaryota; Apicomplexa; Aconoidasida; Haemosporida; Plasmodiidae
Product: putative transcription elongation factor SPT5
Exons: 1
Coding region: 1-3816 (1271 amino acids)
Biological process (GO): regulation of transcription by RNA polymerase II; transcription elongation by RNA polymerase II; translation
Cellular component (GO): DSIF complex; ribosome
Molecular function (GO): mRNA binding; structural constituent of ribosome
Source: RefSeq, a predicted model, not a curated record
AUGACUGAGAAUGAAAAAGAACAAAAUUUCACUAAAAGCAUUUUUAGUGACGACGAAAGUGAUAUUGACAAAGAAAGUGUUAAAAAUAAAAAAAGAAAAAACGAUGAUAAUAAACAACAUAAUGAGGAUAGUAAUGAUGAUAUAAGUGAACCUAAUGUAAAAAAAUUAGAAAUAUCAAGGAAAAGAAAAAAAAUAAGUAAUACAAAAAUAAAUAUAAAUACAAAUAAGGAAGGGCAAGAAGAUAAUGAACAUAACCAUUUUGAUGAUAAUGAUGAGGAGGAGGAACAUGAAGAAGAAGAAGCUGGUGAAGAAAUUGAAGGACGUGAAGAAGAAGUUGAUGGUGAUGACGAUGGUGAUGAUGACGGUGAUGAUGAUGAUGAUGAAGAUGAAGAUGAUGAAGAUGACGAGGAGGGCGAAGAAGAAGAUUAUGAAGAUGAAAAUUUAUUACACGAAAAUAGUAGUUAUAAUAAUAAUAAAGACAUGAAUGAAAGUGGAUCAAAAAAAAGAAGAACAGGAAAAAAUAAAUAUUUAUCAACCUUUUUAGAUACAGAAGCACAAGUUGGAGAUGAUGAUGAAGAAGAAGAAUAUGAAAGUUCAUAUAUUGAUGAAUUUGAAGAAGCUAAAAGAUUAGAAAAGAAAAAAUUAUAUGAACAAAAAUUAAAAAGUGGAACAAAUCAUUUAGCACAAGCAAUUAAUAAAUUAUCUAAAAGAUAUGAAAAUGAAAAAGAAGUUAAAGAAGAUGAUAUAUUAACAGAAGGAGAAACAUUAACAGAUGGUGAAAUAUUAGUAGAUGAUUAUUCUGAUGAAAGAAGAGAACGAAUACAAACAAUUGACAGUCCGAAAAUGUGGUUAAUAAAAUUAUUUAAAAAUAAUGUAGAAAGAAAUUUAGCUAUAGGAAUUUAUCAUAAAUAUAUGAAAUUAAAAGAUAAUGAUUUUAAUAUUAAAGGUAUAUAUGUAUCUGAUAAUUUAAAAGGUUAUAUAUAUAUAGAAGCAGAUAGUUUAUAUAUGUUAAAAAAAUUUUUAUUAGGAUUCAAAUUUAUUAAUCUUAAUGAAAUAUCUAUUGUGCCAAUACAAGAAUUGACUUCUAUAUUUACUAUGUGUCAUUCAAAAAUUAAUAUACCAAAAGUUAAUGAAUAUGUUAGAAUAAAAAGAGGAUUAUAUUUAAAUGAUAUUGGACAAAUAUAUGAAAUUCAUGAAAAAGGUAUAUAUGCUAUUGUUCGAUUAAUACCAAGAAUUACAUAUGAACAUUUUAUGAAUGCAAAAAAAAAUAAAUAUUAUAAUCAGAAAUCGUCUUUAAAUAAAUUAACAUCUAUAAUUGAUAAAAAUAAUAAAAGCAAUUCUUAUUAUUUUAAUGAUAAAUUAGAUAUGAAUAGAAGUUCUAAUUUUUCAAAAUAUCCAAAUGAUGAUAUGUUAUUAAAUGGAGAUAUGACAAAUGAUUAUAUGUCAAAUGAUUAUAUGUCAAAUGAAUAUGGAUCAAAUGGGUAUGUAUCAAAUGGAUAUGCUUCAAAUGAAUAUUUAUCAUAUGCUUAUGCAUCUAAUGAAGAAAUGGGAAAUGAUUAUAUGAAUGACGAUUAUUUAAUAAAUGGAAAUGAUGAAGAAAGUUUAAAAAAAAAAAACAAACAAAAAAAAGCAAAAGAUUAUUUAGAUGAAGCAUUACAAUUAAGAAAGAAAAAAAAAGAAAGACCAUUUCAAAAAUUAUUUGAUAGAGAUGAAAUUGAACGUAUUGGUGGUGUUAUUGAAACAGGUCCUUAUCCAAGAACUAUCAAAUAUCAAAAUAAUAUUUUUGAAGAAAAUGGUUAUAUAUUAAAAAAAAUGAAUAUUAAAUAUCUUAUUACAGAAAAUGCAAAUAUCACUUUAACCGAAAUAAGAGAAUUUAAUAAAAAUAAUGGUGUGACAGGUGAAAAAGCUAGUUUAGGUAUUACCAAAUCUUUUAUAAAUAAAAAUUCUCUACAUUUAUUUAAAAAAGAUGAAAGAGUCAAAAUUUUAAAAGGAGAAUUAUGUAAUUUAAUAGGUACCAUUACUGCAGUUAAUGAUAAUGUUUUAACUAUAAAUCCUGAUAAUUUAGCAAAACAAUUUAAAUUUUUACCUACUGAUGUAACCAAAUAUUUUAUUGAAGGAGAUAAUGUAACAGUUAUUAAUGGUUUACAUAAAGGAAAAAGUGGCUUAAUUUCACUUAUAGAUUAUAAAGAAAAUGUUGCACUCAUAUUUUCUCCAGCUUUAAAUACUGAAUUAAGAUGUUCUAUACAAGAUUUAUCUCUAUCUAUUAAUAAUAGUGAAGGUUUAGGAGGUGUGCAUACUCUGAAUGGAUUUUCAGUAGGUGAUUUAAUUGAGUUAAAUGAUAGACAGAUAGGUGUCAUAACAUAUAUUGAUAAGAAUAAACAUAUACGUGUAUUAACAAAUAAUAAUACAACAUUACAUACAACCAUAAGUUCUAUAACAUCAAAACGUUCAGCUGUAGGACAAGUAGGAAGAGAUGAAAAUAAUAAUAUUCUUCAAUCAAAAGAUAAUAUACAAAUAGUACGUGGGGCACAUAGGAACAAAAUAGCAGUAAUUAUGUAUAUAUGGAAAAAUAAAAUUUUUGGUAAAAUAAAUAAAAAAAUUGAAGAUAAUGGUUUUGUUGUUUUAGAAUGUCAAAAUUGUUCUUUAGUAGGAAAUCCAAUGGAAAAAAAAAAAAUUAUGACAAAUAAUAAUUUGUUUAGAAGUAAUACAAAUUAUAUAAGAAGAAAUAAUAAUUUCAAUUCAUUUAUUGGGAAAACAGUAAAAAUAUUAACAGGUGUAUAUAAAGGCUUAUUAGCAGAUGUUAUAGAUGCUGAAAGAGACGAAUUUACAUUAUUAUUAAAAAUUAAACCUAAAACUGUAAGACAAAAAAGAAUAGAAUGUGCUAUAUCAGAUUCAUAUAAAGAUCAAAAUGUACAUGAAGAAAAUGAUGAAAUCGAAAUAGAAAAUAAAAAUAAAUUAAAACCAUUACAAAUGUUUCAAUUUUCAGAUCAAAAAAAAAAUAAAUUCAAUGAUUCUUUUUAUAAUCCAAGAGAAAAAAAAAGUUUUGAUAAAAUACCUCCUAAACAUUCUUCAAUAGAUAGUACAAAUAAUCAACGAAAUUAUUAUAAUUAUGGAGAUAAAUGGAGUUAUGCAAAUAAUAAUAAUAAUAUGAAUGAAAAUGUAUAUACAUCUCCUCAUAAGUAUAAUCAUAAUGAUAGGCAUAAUCAUCAUGAUAAUAGAUAUAAUCAUCAUGAUAAUAGAUAUAGUCAUCAUGAUAAUAAAUAUAAUAAUAAUCAUUAUGAAGAGGAUUAUAUUAAGAAAAAACAUAGCACCAAUAAUUUUAGGGAUUCAACUUAUAAUAUAAAACACGAAGAGCAUAAAAAUUAUGUAACUCCUAUUGGUGAAGAAAAUAAAAAGAAUUAUAAUAAACACGAAACGAAAAAAGAAUAUAAUAAUAAUAUAAUACCAAAUAAAAUAAAUAACAAUGAUCAAAAAGAAGACAGUCAUAUAUGGUUACAUAUAGAUAUUAUGGUAAAGGUCAUAACACCAGGACCAUUUUAUAAUGAAAUAGGUAAAAUUAUUGAUGUUAUAAAAAAAAAUGCAUAUACUAUUUUAAAAAUACAAACUGAUAAAACAACAUUUAAUAUAGUAUCCGAUGCAGUCGUUCCUUUAAAACCUCAGAAAAAAAAUGAUCAUAUUUUGAUUUUUGAUAAAGGAGAGGAAAUUGAAGGAACAGUUCAAGAUAUUAAAAUUAAUGAGGUUCAGGCUAAUACUACUUCUGGACUCUUUACAUGUCAUUUAAAAAAUACUUUUUUAUAUAAAAAUUAUAUACCAUAA